AUGCUUGGGGGUCCAGGAGUCCUUCCAGCUCUGCCUGCCACCAUCUGCGGCCUCUUCUUGCUGUCCGCAGCCUGCCUGGGCCCUGGAUGCCAGGCCCUGUGGGUGCAUGGGGGCCCACCAUCUGUGACAGUGAGCUUGGGGGACGAGGCCCGACUCCAGUGCAAGAACAAUGCCACCAGGCCCAAUGUCACCUGGUGGCUCAUCAUCCAGGGCAACCACUCCUAUCCGCCCCAGUUCCUGGGCUCCGGCCAAGGCUCCAAGGGCGAGUGGACCAUUCCAAAAGUGAACAAGAGCCACGGGGGCGUGUACCAGUGCCGAGUGGAAGAUAAUGGACAAUCAAUGUCUUCCUGCGGUACCUACCUGCGUAUUCGAGAGCCACCCCCCAGACCCUUCCUGGACAUGGGAGAGGGCACCAAGAACCGCAUCAUCACAGCCGAGGGCAUCAUCCUGCUGUUCUGUGCUGUGGUGCCGGGGACACUGCUGUUGUUCAGGAAGCGCUGGCAGAAUGAAAGGUUUGGGGUGGACACCCAGGAUGACUACGAAGAUGAAAAUCUUUAUGAAGGCCUGAACAUCGAUGACUGCUCCAUGUAUGAGGACAUCUCCAGGGGCCUCCAGGGUACCUACCAGGACGUGGGCAGCCUCCACAUCGGAGAUGUCCAACUGGAGAAGCCGUGACUCCUCCCUCUGCACAGGAACCCUGCCAGACCUAUCCUGCCUGCUCUGAGCAGCCAACUCCAGCUUCUCUCCUGGAAUGUUCUCUCCUCUUUCCUGGGAGCUUCCUGAGUCAUCUUCCCCCUUGGAGUGUCCCACUCUUCCCUGGAGGCUGCCCUCCCCCACUAACCCAGCCCUCCCCUGUUGCCUUUCCCAGGCUCC
Molecule: messenger RNA, 873 nt
Organism: Urocitellus parryii (Arctic ground squirrel)
Lineage: Eukaryota; Metazoa; Chordata; Mammalia; Rodentia; Sciuridae
Gene: Cd79a
Product: CD79a molecule
Biological process (GO): B cell differentiation; B cell receptor signaling pathway
Cellular component (GO): B cell receptor complex; membrane; external side of plasma membrane
Molecular function (GO): transmembrane signaling receptor activity
Source: RefSeq, a predicted model, not a curated record